AUGAAGAAUAGAUCUCCUGAAGUUGAAAAAAAUAAGCAUACAAUUUUAAGAAGACAUGUUUUUACAGAAGAAGACACUGUUGUUUCCAUAAAUAAGAACUUAAAAUCGGCUGCCUUAGGACCAGACUGGUAUCGUAAACUUGAAAGCAUUAAAAGUGAAAAUGGAGAACAAGAGCUUGAGAUUAUUUACCAGGUUGAAGUGGAAUCUGUUCAGGAAGUAGACAAUAAAGAAUAUUGCUUGGAUGUAAAACUCACAAAUGGGAGGACUAUAUCUUGUGAUUUUGUCAUAUCUGCUACAGGAGUAGAACCUGCAGUAAAUUUUUCUUGGGAUAAAGAACCCAUAAAAGGAAAAGAUGGUGGACUAGCUGUGAAUGAGAAUCAAGAAACAACAGUGAAAGAUGUUUUUGCAGCUGGUGAUGUUGCUUUUGCUGCUUGGCCUUAUGCUCCACACUGGUUUCAGUUAAGGUUAUGGACUCAAGCCAGACAAAUGGCAGGUAUGGCUGCAAAAGCAAUGCAUGCUAGAAUAACAAAUCAAGAAGUACUCCAAGAUUUUUGUUUCGAGCUGUUCACACAUUGCACAACACUUUUUGGGUAUAGAGUAGUUUUAUUAGGAAAAUAUAAUGGACAAGGUUUAGGAAAUGAUUAUGAAAUACUUCUUCGAACAACGCCAAAUGUUGAAUACAUUAAGUUUGUUCUUCAAAAUGGGAGAUUACAAGGUGCAAUAUUAAUAGGGGAAACUGACUUAGAGGAAAUGUGUGAAAAUUUGAUUUUAGACCAAAUAGAUUUGACACCUUUUGGUGAUGAUAUUUUGAAUCCUGAUAUUGACAUUGAUGACUACUUUGAUUAA
Messenger RNA from Parnassius apollo (apollo), 846 nucleotides. The record is from the annotation of a GenBank genome assembly. NCBI's taxonomy places the organism in Eukaryota, Metazoa, Arthropoda, Insecta, Lepidoptera, Papilionidae.